UAGGUCAUUUGGGAAUCUUCUACACCAACUAUAUUUAUAAAUAAUGGUUACAUACUUCAGCUUCAAGUAAGACUAACUUAUUUGAUUGCCUCUAAGACUAGUUUUCCAAACCUUUGCAAGUUUCAUUGCAUACACUAUGCUUAAAACCUACCCAUUGAUUUCUUGAAAAUAUAAGAUUUAGCUACCCCUAUAUAUUAUUUGGAUGUCGUCAAAAUCUACCAUUACAUUGUCCAACAGAAAAUAUAUUCACAAGAUUCAAGAUAAUGGAGGGUUAUAACAAGUUUCUACAUGGAACACUAGAAGCUACCAUUUUCCAUGCCACACCAUAUAUACCAUCUUUCCCAUUCAAUUGCAUAUCAACAGGAAAGCCAGCCUAUGUGACCAUCAAGAUAAAUAAACAAAAGGUAGCAUCAACAAGCCAAGAAAUCGACAGAAUCUGGAAUCAAACCUUAUAUAUUCUUUGUGCCCAUCUGCCUGACGCGACAAUUACAAUCUCCUUAAAGACCAAAUGCUCCACCUUAGGAAAAAUCUGCAUCCCUGCACACCAGAUUUUAACUAAAGAGAGUUUAAUCAAUGGUUUUUUCCCGCUCUGCAUGGAAAAUGGAAAGCCAGAUCAACAACUAAAACUACGAUUUAUGCUAUGGUUUAAACCAGCAGAACUUGAACCAACCUGGGGUAACUUACUUGAUAAUGGCGGGUUCAACGGACAGAAGAAUGCCACGUUUCCGCAGAGAUCCAACUGCAGCAUCACACUAUAUCAAGAUGCUCAUCAUCACUCUACAUUUCAACCCCCGGCCCAUCUUUGUGGCACGCCAAGAAAAUUGUGGGAAGAUGUUUAUAAAGCCAUCGAUGAUGCAAAAUAUUUGGUCUACAUAGCAGGAUGGUCUUUCAAUCCCAAGUUGGUACUGGUUCGCGAUUCUCACACAGAAAUUCCACAUGCACGAGGAGUAAGACUUGGUGAACUGUUGAAAAGGAAAGCAGAAGAAGGUGUUGCUGUGAGAAUCAUGCUUUGGGAUGAUGAAACAUCAUUACCUAUAAUCAAGAACUCAGGAGUGAUGAGAACACAUGAUGAAGAUGCAUAUGCCUACUUUAAACACACCAAGGUUAUAUGCAAAUUAUGCCCCAGGUUGCACAACAAAUUCCCCACUAUGUUUGCCCACCAUCAGAAAACCAUAACUGUCGACAGUAGAGGACAGCUGUUUUCAAGUAAUCGAGAAAUCAUAAGUUUUAUUGGAGGCUUAGAUCUUUGUGACGGCCGAUAUGAUACAGAGGAACACUCCUUAUUUCGAACACUCAAUACUGAAUUUCAUUCCCAAGACUUCUACCAAAUAAACCUUUCCGGCGCUAGCCUUCAUAAAGGUGGACCAAGGGAGCCAUGGCAUGAUGUUCAUGCCUGUAUUUCCGGGGAGGCUGCAAGGGAUGUGAUGACAAAUUUUGAGCAAAGGUGGACAAAGCAAUGUGACCCUUCUUUGCUAGUCCCCCUAAACUCUAUAAAAGAACUUUCUCAACAACCAAAUUCAAUAACUACCACAGCUGAAAAGAACUGGAAAGUCCAAGUCUUUCGAUCAAUUGAUCACAUCUCGGCAAAUAUAAACUUUCGAGUUGAGAGAAGCAUCCAUGAAGCUUAUGUAGAAGCAAUCAGGCGCGCUGAGAAAUUUAUAUACAUCGAAAACCAAUACUUUAUUGGAGGAUGCCACUUGUGGGAGAAAGAUAAGCAAUGUGGCUGCACAAACUUAAUACCAGUCGAGAUAGCCCUCAAGAUAGCUAGCAAGAUUAAAACAAAGGAAAGGUUCGCAGUUUACAUUCUCAUACCAAUGUGGCCAGAAGGAGUUCCAGAGAGUGAAACUGUACAAGACAUACUACACUGGACCAGGGAAACAAUGAAGAUGAUGUUUAAGCUAGUAGGUGAAGCUUUACAAGACAGUGGCGAAUCAGGCCAUCCAAAAGAUUACUUAAACUUUUUCUGCCUUGCUAACCGGGAAGAAAAGAGACAAGGAGAGUUCAUUCCUCCAUCAUCUCCUCAUCAUGCAACACAGUACUGGAACGCUCAAAUGCAGAGGAGAUUCAUGAUUUAUAUCCAUUCCAAAGUCAUGAUAGUUGAUGACACGUACAUGCUGAUUGGAUCUGCAAACGUAAACCAGCGAUCAAUGGAUGGGCAAAGGGACACUGAAAUUGCAAUAGGAUGCUACCAAAUGGACAAUGAAGAAAGAAAAAUUACACAAGGUGAAAUACACAGAUAUCGCAAUUCAUUGUGGUAUGAACAUACAGGACAAGCCGCAGAAAUUUUUCACAGGCCUGAGAGUUUAGAAUGUGUGCAGAAGUUCAACUCAAUAGGGGACCAGAUGUGGAAACUAUAUCAAGGAAACAAAGUAGUUGAUAUGGAAGGUAUACAUUUAGUUGCUUACCCACUGAGCGUCAGGGAGGACGGCCUCGUCGAAGACCUUGUUGAACACAAUGGCUAUUUUCCGGACACAAAAGCACCAAUGAGAGGGAGAAGAUCCAAAUUUCUACCUCCAACUUGCACCACAUAA
Molecule: messenger RNA, 2531 nt
Organism: Daucus carota subsp. sativus
Lineage: Eukaryota; Viridiplantae; Streptophyta; Magnoliopsida; Apiales; Apiaceae
Product: phospholipase D alpha 4
Exons: 4
Coding region: 264-2531 (755 amino acids)
Biological process (GO): phosphatidylcholine metabolic process; phospholipid catabolic process
Cellular component (GO): plasma membrane
Molecular function (GO): D-type glycerophospholipase activity; calcium ion binding
Source: RefSeq, a predicted model, not a curated record